AUGUGCGGGACAUUUGCUUCGUUGACCGGCAGUGCACUCAUAAUCAUUUGUCGCGAAAGUCUAAGCACCAAGCCAAGUUUAAGAGAGGGAUUCUUUCUUUUGUUUUUUUUUUCCGCGAGAUUUUUUUCAUGCGCCAUCGAACGAUUGUACGGUAUAUCGGUAUACGGUAUACGUUUUCGAGUUUUACCAUUAACGAUCCAAUCGAUAUACGAAAUUGUCGGGAUAGUGCGUUCUAUUGUGGUUAAUGUAAGGGAAUUGUUGGGGAUCUGUAUUUUCUAUAUGCGAUAACUCCUUAUCGCAUCUUUCUGUAUAUUUGUUUGUUUUUUUUCUUUUUUUUUUUUUUUUUUUUUUUUUUCAAAUUUCUAUAGAUCUCGCACUUUAUCGCACAAUUUCUUGAUAAUGGUUUAUUACUUUUCUCAUAUGUACGUAGCUGCGUGUACAGAGGAGAUAAAGUCAUUAAUAGCUAUAAGUUUGGAAUAAACAAUAUAGACGGUCAAUCAGCUACAUUGAUCAAGACGCUUAGAACUAGUAAUUAUUCUGAAAGUAUGGCUCUACCUAGUCGAGCCCGUGUAUAUGCUGAUGUAAAUUCACAUAAGCCGAGAGAAUAUUGGGAUUAUGAAUCAUAUGUUGUUGAUUGGGGGCAACAAGACGAUUAUCAGUUAGUAAGAAAAUUGGGCAGGGGUAAAUAUAGUGAGGUAUUUGAAGCAGUAAAUGUAACUAACAAUGACAAAUGCGUAGUGAAGAUACUGAAGCCUGUUAAAAAGAAGAAAAUAAAAAGGGAAAUUAAAAUUUUAGAAAAUCUUAAAGGAGGAACAAACAUCAUCACUCUUCAAGCUGUUGUGAAAGAUCCUGUUUCAAGAACACCAGCAUUGAUCUUCGAGCAUGUCAACAACACAGACUUCAAGCAGUUAUACCAGACCCUAACUGACUAUGACAUAAGAUACUACCUCUACGAGUUAUUAAAAGCUUUGGAUUAUUGUCAUAGUAUGGGAAUUAUGCACAGGGAUGUGAAGCCGCACAAUGUUAUGAUAGAUCAUGAAAACCGAAAGUUACGGUUAAUUGACUGGGGUUUAGCAGAGUUUUAUCAUCCUGGUCAAGAGUACAAUGUACGAGUAGCCUCCCGCUAUUUUAAAGGUCCAGAAUUACUUGUAGAUUAUCAAAUGUAUGACUACUCAUUAGAUAUGUGGUCGUUAGGAUGCAUGCUGGCGAGCAUGAUUUUCAGGAAAGAACCGUUUUUUCACGGACACGACAAUUAUGACCAAUUAGUGCGAAUAGCGAAAGUGCUUGGUACUGAAGAACUCUUUGAAUAUCUUGACAAGUAUCACAUUGAACUCGAUCCUCGUUUUAACGACAUCCUAGGUCGGCAUUCCCGUAAACGCUGGGAACGCUUUGUACAUUCGGAAAAUCAGCAUCUAGUGUCGCCGGAAAGUUUGGAUUUUCUUGACAAGCUCUUGCGUUAUGACCAUUAUGAGAGACUAACUGCGCGCGAAGCAAUGGAGCAUCCUUACUUUUAUCCUAUAGUAAAAGAACAAGGUCGGUUGCAAAUGGUGUCAUCAUCACCUACUCCCAUGACAGGCUCAGUGCCUGUAGGUGAGUAGCGGCCCAGAUCGUGGUGUUACAAUGAGCAGCGUAUCGGUUCAUGGGACAAACGGAUUGGAAAGCAUGGAGGAAAUCGGAAGCGGGUGUUUGACCCCUUCGGAAGAACUGCCUCAACUUUUAUAAGUUUAGCAAUUCUGAACAACCCAACUCUCUCAAUCUACUACAGAAUAUAACAAUGCGACCGAAAAUAUCUCUUAACGUCAUAUGUUUCAUAUUCACAUUCUUCUUUGCACCAAAAUUGUUCUGGUUUGUAUAACAAAAAAACAAAACAAAAAAACAAAAAAAAAACGGCUUUAUCAAUCCCGCCAUUAAGACUGAAGUAUCUUACUUUGCUGUGUCUUCUUUAAAAAACAAAAAAAAAAAAAACAAUC
Molecule: messenger RNA, 1970 nt
Organism: Pseudomyrmex gracilis
Lineage: Eukaryota; Metazoa; Arthropoda; Insecta; Hymenoptera; Formicidae
Gene: CkIIalpha
Product: casein kinase II subunit alpha
Exons: 8
Coding region: 546-1598 (350 amino acids)
Biological process (GO): protein phosphorylation
Cellular component (GO): protein kinase CK2 complex; cytosol; nucleus
Molecular function (GO): protein serine/threonine kinase activity; ATP binding
Source: RefSeq, a predicted model, not a curated record